AUGUCUUAUUUUUUGUCGUCGUCCCCGCGGCGAGCGUACCGUAGCGCAUAUUCGCGUAGAUUCAGCGUGUGUGCGCUGCGUGUGUUGACACGUCGUGAAAGCGUGACAAACCGACGACGAUCGGUCGCGAUCGGCAACGAUCGACGAUCAGCCGGUGGCGGCAACGACCUGUCCGUCGGAGGAGGCAGCGGCGGAGCGGCGGCGAAACCUGAGGACUGCUCGGUCCGCCUCGCCACCACCGCUGACGGUCCGAACUCCGAGCGCGGUAAGCGGUUCAGUAGUGAAGAAACGACCGUCCUGGUCGCGCACACCGUGUACCGCGUAUCUGUUAACACGCUCGUGGUCGUCGCCGCGCGAUCGAUCCGCACACUACAACUGGCAACGUAUUCAUUUUUAAUAUUUUAUGUUUCGUUUGACUUGGUGACUUUUCCGUUACAAUUCGUUGGAUAA
Molecule: messenger RNA, 450 nt
Organism: Macrosiphum euphorbiae (potato aphid)
Lineage: Eukaryota; Metazoa; Arthropoda; Insecta; Hemiptera; Aphididae
Source: the annotation of a GenBank genome assembly